Molecule: messenger RNA, 1860 nt
Organism: Linum tenue
Lineage: Eukaryota; Viridiplantae; Streptophyta; Magnoliopsida; Malpighiales; Linaceae
Source: the annotation of a GenBank genome assembly
AUGGAAUUGGAGGAGGAUGAGUAUGUGGAGUAUGUCCCCGUCGCAAAGCGCCGAGCUCUGGAGGCGAAAAAAACCCUUCUUCGACAUCAGCGGAAGGGAAAGCCGAUUAGGGAUACUGGUAGUAGUUGUGCUUUGGGAGAUGAAACCCUCGACGACGACGACGACUCGCCGCCGUCUUCGUCUGCCAAUAAACCACCGGCUGCUGAAUCAAAACCACCACCAAGUCUUCUUGUUCAAGCAACGCAGCUCAAGCGCAAGCAACCCGCAAUCACUCGGGCAGAGCAGCUCGUUCAACAAGAAAUCGAGAUCAUACAAGACUUGUUAUCAUCAGGCAGAAAACCCCUAAUGUCCGUCAGCGAACUGGCCAAGGGAAUCGCCUAUACCGAGCCGCUGCCGACCGGAUGGAAACCCCCGCUUCGUUACCGGAGAAUGCCCAGCGAGGAUCGCGAUGCCAUUCGGAAACAAUGGCACAUUGUAGUAGAUGGAGAAGAGAUCCCUCCACCGGUAAGUAACUUCAGAGACAUGAAGUUCCCCGAUCCAAUUCUCGAGGUGCUGAAGGUCAAGGGGAUUUCUCGGCCCACUCCGAUUCAGCUGCAGGGGCUUCCUGUUGUCUUGUCCGGAAGGGAUAUGAUUGGGAUUAGCUCGACGGGUUCCGGGAAGACGCUCGUUUUCGUCCUCCCGUUGAUCAUGAUUGCUUUACAGGAGGAAUGGAUGAUGCCUGUUGGGCCUGGGGAAGGGCCGUUGGGGUUGAUAGUCUGCCCGACGAGGGAACUCGCUAGGCAGACGUACGAUGUGGUCCAGCAGUUUUUGGCACCGAUGGCGGAGAAUGUUGGCUAUCCUGAACUAAGGUGUUUGCUCGGUAUAGGAGGAAUCGAUAACCGAUUGGAGUUGGCAUCGGUUGUGAAGAACAAAGGUGUGCACAUUGUUGUUGCGACUCCUGGGAGGUUGAAAGAUAUGCUGGCGAAGAAGAAGAUGAGGCUGGACAUUUGCAGGUUCUUGACAUUGGAUGAAGCAGACAAGCUGGUGGAUGGGGAUUUUGAGGAUGUCACCAGGGACAUAUUCGACCACUUGAAAGGGCAAAGGCAGACCCUUCUAUUCUCCGCCACCAUGCCCACCAAAGUGCACGAGUUUGCUCGAAGAGCGCUGGUGAAGCCGGUGACGGUGAGCGUGGGGAGAGCUGGUGCAGCAAAUCUGGACGUGAUUCAGGAAGUUGAGUAUGUGAAGCAGGAAGCCAAGAUUGUGUACCUUCUCGAGUGCUUGCAGAAGACUCCACCCCCGGUCGUGGUAUUCUGUGAAAACAAUGCUGCCGUGUGUAAAGUCCAUGAGUAUCUCCUUGUGAAGGGAGUCGAUGCCGUCUCUUUUUAUGGGAAGGAGAUGGAGCAGACGGAUAGGGACCGUGCGGUUGCGUUGUUUAAAGCGGGAAAGAAAGACGUCUUGGUUGCUACUGAUGGUGCCUCCAAGGGUUUGGAUUUCCCCAACAUUCAGCAUGUGAUCAACUACGACAUGCCGGCAGAGAUAGAGAACUAUGUCCAUAGGAUUGGACGAACUGGGAGAUGUGGUAAGACUGGGCUUGCUACCACGUUUAUAAACUCGCAGCAGAGCGAGACGACGCUCCUUGAUCUGAAGCACCUGUUGCAAGAAGCAAGACAGAGGAUUCCACCUGUUCUUGCAGAAUUGAGUGACCCAGUGGAGCUUGGUGUGGUUGGUACCGCUGCCAACGCUGAUGGUUGCGCUUACUGUGGUGGUCUUGGCCAUCGAAUCAGCUCCUGUCCGAAGCUGGAGCAACAAAGAAGCCAGCAGCUAGCUAGCUUAAGAAGUAGGGAUUACUUUGGUUCUGGAGGGUAUAGAGGAGAGAUGUGA